AUAUCCCGGAUGUGUGUCUUUGCGGUUCUUCUGCCACGUCGCUGCCAUCUUGGAAGCGAAAAAUCACUCUAAAAACGUACAGAAGUUCUCCUCCUUCCACCAUGAAGUCUCUUAUAUUCUCUCUACUCUGUUUAGUUAUCUGUGAUGUUAUUUUAUUGGUUAGUUCGUUGUCAUUUACGCUUCCUUCGGGCUCGAGAAAGUGUCUGAAAGAAGACGUCCACAAGGAUGUCUUGGUGACUGGAGAGUACAAGCUAUCCGAGGCUCCUCAUCAGAAAACACAUCUCAAGGUCACGGAGUCCACAGGCCACGUCUUGUACUCAAAAGAUGACGCUACAAAAGGGAAGUUUGCCUUUACUACAGAUGAUUAUGAGAUGUAUGAAGUAUGUUUUGAAAGUGAAGCUAGCACUAGUGGUGGAAGUGACAGAGAAAUCUUUGUAAACAUUAAACAUGGUGUUGAAGCCAAGAACUAUGAAGAUCUUGGAAAAGCAGAAAAGCUUAAGCCAAUGGAAAUAGAACUUAAGAGAAUGGAAGACUUAGCAGAUGCAAUUGUUAAUGACUUUGCUUAUAUGAGACAAAGAGAACAAGAGAUGAGAGAUACUAAUGAAUCAACAAACUCCCGAGUGUUAUAUUUCUCAGUGUUCUCUAUUCUCUGCUUGUUUGGACUGGCAACAUGGCAGUUAUUCUACUUAAGAAGAUUCUUUAUCGCCAAGAAAUUAAUUGAAUAGAAACAUCCAUUCCAGCGUGAUGCCAUUUUUAAUAAUAUAAUACAUCCUUUUGAAGCACAAAGCAUCUCUUGUUAGAUUUUUCUUUUGUAAUGCCCUCUUAGCCUCACUUGGGUGCUUUGUGCAUGACUAGUAAAGAGUGAUGUAUGAUGUGUCAUAUAUAUGGCAGCGUUCCUAUCAGUAUGGCCAGCAAAAUGAGAUACUAUCAUCAUGAACUUUCAUUCUCAUUCAUUCUCCAAGCUGGACAUAGAAACACCUAAUCAUUUCCCUACAACCAGGCUGAAAAUAACUGUCGGUCAUUGGUCCUUAGAUUAUUAUAUCACAUUAAAAAGGUUUUCCAAAAUAACUAGAGGUUGUUUCUUUCCAAGGGAAAAACAUCUUGCGAUAAUUUCUUCAUCUUUUCAUUGUCACUGUUUAUUUCUGCAAAUACAGUCUCUCUUGGAAUCUGUAUCAAAUGAGUCUCUCAGCCUGUGAAUAUAUAAAGGGAAUUUCUCAGACAUUAAUAUAGGUAGAUAUUAAUCCUAUUGUUUUCUUACAUCUACUUCUAUAUACUUAUAUCUCAUAAUUACUUUAUGAGACAACAUUAAACAAUAGCUUUUGGUUUCACAGGCUAAGUGCUAUCUACAACUUAAAAUAAUUUUCUAAAGCAAUAAAGUAUCCUCGGAUUAUAA
Messenger RNA from Actinia tenebrosa (Australian red waratah sea anemone), 1393 nucleotides. RefSeq names its product transmembrane emp24 domain-containing protein 10. Lineage: Eukaryota; Metazoa; Cnidaria; Anthozoa; Actiniaria; Actiniidae. The record is from RefSeq and is a predicted model, not a curated record.